Messenger RNA from Baudoinia panamericana UAMH 10762, 1848 nucleotides. RefSeq lists its product as uncharacterized. NCBI's taxonomy places the organism in Eukaryota, Fungi, Ascomycota, Dothideomycetes, Mycosphaerellales, Teratosphaeriaceae. Bases 1 to 1848 code for a protein of 615 amino acids. Gene Ontology annotation, molecular function: transmembrane transporter activity. Gene Ontology annotation, biological process: transmembrane transport. The record is from RefSeq and is a predicted model, not a curated record. Gene Ontology annotation, cellular component: membrane. The transcript is spliced from 5 exons.
AUGGCAUCGGCGAAGAACAGCUCCGCCGUUGACGGAAGCGUGGCGGACAUUGCGCCCAACAACCCUCUCCAGUCCGACUUCAACGUUACCGACGACAGCAGCAUCGACUCCGACGAGCGUUAUCUGUUGAGUCAUGGUACGCCGGUAUCUGCGCCUGAUCCACCUGCUCAUCAACCCUCGCUCUGCGCGCUGGGAGUGAGCAUGGGGAGGCGUAGAUUGAGAUUACACGGCAUGAACUUGGGCAUUCACAUGCGCGAAAGGAGAUGCUAUGACCAUCCAUCGAUGCCCCCCCCUCCCUGUAUCGCUCUCUUCACCGGCAAUGGCAGUUCUUUGAGAGCUUCGCCGCAAGCUUCGCUAACAGCAGCAGCCGCGCUCUACUCUGUUGGUGGCAUUCGCACGACCUUCACGAUUGGUGUUGGCGCUGGUGGACCCGCAGCUUAUUGGUUCGAACUUCGACUGUCCACGAUCUUGACCACGCCCAUACUGAUCCAAUCUAGGUCAAGCUACGUCGUGACUUGCAUCUUCGUCUUCAUUACGGCUGCUGUGCUCGCCGAGAUCUGCUCCGCAUUGCCAGCUGCGGGUUCGAUCUAUUUCUGGGCAGCUGAAUCUGGAGGACGGCGCUAUGGUCGACUGUUCGGCUUCAUUGUCGCUUGGUGGAGCACCACCGCGUGGACGACUUUCGUCGCCAGCAACUGCCAGGCGGCCGCCAACUUCCUGCUCUCCGAGAUCACAGUCUUUGGCUUACCCUUCUCGACCGAUACUAGCGACAUCCAUUUCCGCGCCGUGCAAUGGAUCGUUGCGGAGUGUUUCCUUUUCCUCGCGGUCGGCAUGAACUAUCUCAACCCGAAGACCUACCGUACGAUCUUCCGCAUAGCCGUCGGUAUCAUUCUCCUCGACUUCUUCUUGAACAUCAUCUGGCUGCCGAUCGCCGUCUCGAAGACAUAUGGCUUUCACGAUGCCCGUUACGUGUUCACGCAGACCUUCAACGAAACGGGAGCGCCACCUGUCUGGAACUGGAUGCUUAGCUAUUACGUGACGGCUGGCAUCUUGGUCGGCUUCGAAGCUUCCGGACAUAUAUCUGAAGAAACGAAGAACGCCAGCGUUGUGGCAGCUCGUGGUAUCUUCACUUCGGCUGUUGCUUCGGCGAUUAUCGGCUUUCCGCUGGUCAUACUCUUCUUGUUCUGCUUGCCGGAUCUCGACACCCUCUACAGCCUUGGCGCCCCUCAGCCAUUCGUCGAAAUCUACGCUAUGACCAUGGGACGAGGCGGUCAUGUCUUCAUGAACGUCGUCUGCAUCUUCGGCUUAAUAUUCAACACCACCGUUGCUGGUGUCGCGAGCUCUCGACUUAUCUGGGCUGUUGCCAGAGACGGUGUACUUCCAUUCUCAGGCUGGAUCUCGCAAGUGUCUGAUAAAAAGGAGCCAAGGAACGCCAUCAUUGUGAUGCAUGCCGUGGCGGCGCUGCUACUGUGCACUAUCUUACCCUCGCCGGUAGCCUUCACGUCUCUAGUGUCUGCCGCUGGCGUGCCCACCAUCACCGCAUAUGCGCUCAUUGCAUUCGGCCGAGUCUUCCUUACGCCAAGGCAGUUCCAGCAUUCUCCGUGGAGUCUGGGCAAGUGGUCGCGUCCGCUCACUAUCAUCGCGUUAGUGUGGAAUCUGUAUCUUGCAGGCGUGCUCUUCUCGCCCCUGGCCUUCCCGGUUACGGGUGAGACUUUCAACUACAGCCCUGUUAUCUUCGGUGCCAUUACCAUCUUUGGCAUUGUCACUUACCUCGUGACGCCGGAGGAGCAAUGGCUGCCUGCUGCACGCCUCGGCAAAGUACAUCGGCUUGAGGAAGAGCGCGCGGAGUAA